This is a messenger RNA of Gossypium raimondii (Peruvian cotton), 1555 nucleotides long. Its product is annotated as protein ABIL1. Lineage: Eukaryota; Viridiplantae; Streptophyta; Magnoliopsida; Malvales; Malvaceae. The transcript has 9 exons. Bases 347 to 1246 code for a protein of 299 amino acids. The record is from RefSeq and is a predicted model, not a curated record.
UUCUCUCUUUCUCUCUCAGUGGACAGUCAUUUUCCCUUGCUUUUAACUCCAAAACUUUCUUCAACAAUUCUCUUUCCCUGGAAUUGCUUCCACUUCACUUUUCCUUUUCGUUUUUUCGUUUUGGGGCUUAAAUUAUUAUUUCUACUUUCUCUCUCAAGUUUGUUUAGCUAUUCCACCAAAAACCUAACCCCAAAUCUCCUUAUUAGUCUCUUUCUUACCACUUUCAUUCAUUUAAUAACUGCACCUUCGCUUCUCUCUUUUGGGAUUGAGUUUUCCUUUUUCUUCUUUACGGUUCUAUUUGAGGUUUAGGAGGGUUCUGCGAUUUUUAUAAGAGAAGGUGACGUAAAUGGAAGUGGAGUUACCCAGGCCUGAUGAUCCCGCCAUGACCUUUGACGAGGUUUCCAUGGAGCGUAGCAAGAACUUCGUUAAAGCUUUGCAGGAGCUCAAGAACUUAAGGCCUCAGCUUUAUUCAGCUGCUGAGUACUGCGAGAAGUCGUAUCUCCAUAAUGAGCAGAAGCAGAUGGUACUGGACAACCUGAAAGAUUAUGCUGUACGGGCUCUUGUAAAUGCUGUUGAUCACCUUGGCACUGUGGCUUACAAGUUGACUGAUCUUCUUGAGCAGCAAACAUUGGAAGUGUCUACCAUAGAGCUAAAAGCAUCUAGUUUAAAUCAGAAACUUCUUACGUGCCAAACAUACACGGAUAAAGAAGGUAUCAGGCAGCAGCAGUUGUUGGCAUUUAUCCCAAGACAUCACAAGCACUACAUUUUACCGAAUUCUGUCAGCAAGAAGGUACAUUUUAGUCCCCAGUUACAGACUGAUCCUAGGCAAAAUUAUCUCCAUGCUAAAUCUCGUCUUCAGCCUUCAGAUACUCCUGCAUCAAAAACUCUUUCUUGGCACUUAUCCUCAGAAACCAAGUCUACUUUGAAAGGGACUUCACAAACUUUAGCAAGCAAUGAAAUCUCAAAACCUCCUGCUCCCGCUUCUGAGGUUUUCCAGUUAGUGGAGAAUGGAGACAAUGCAAGGGCAAAGUCUUCAGCAGCACUUUUUCCUGCUUCUAAUGCACUUGUCCCAUCACUGGGUAUCACACAUAGGGAGUUGGAGGGUUCCAAACCUUUGACAGCAUUCAGGUCAUUUGAUAACCCAAAGCGCGACAUUAUACGUGCACCUGUUAGGAGCAAAAGUGUGCUGUCAUCUUUCUUUGUCAAACAAAAACAAAUGAAGCUAAAGGCUGGAUAUGUUGCAUGAAUCUCCUAAAACAAACUUACGACAACGAUGAUGCCACACUAUGUAAAAUCUCUCCUUUAUGCGGAUGGAGUUGCCUGUAAUUAGCCACCCUCGAUGUUUUUUAGUUGUUGGUUCCUUCAACAGUAGUAGUAGUAUAUUAAUUUGCCCCAGAUGAAAUUCUUUUUUUUUUUUUCUUCUCUUAAUUUGGGUUUUUAAUAAUGAGCAAUUUGUAUAAUAUAUCCGAUAAUGAAGGUGAGUAACAUUGUCCACUCUUAACAAUAAUUGCUUCAGUCUUGAUCAAUAAUCCUAUAAUAUGAUCUUUAAUCUCCA